Messenger RNA from Mytilus trossulus (common blue mussel), 2848 nucleotides. RefSeq names its product putative inhibitor of apoptosis. Gene Ontology annotation, molecular function: ubiquitin protein ligase activity; cysteine-type endopeptidase inhibitor activity involved in apoptotic process. Gene Ontology annotation, cellular component: cytoplasm; nucleus. The transcript is spliced from 10 exons. Gene Ontology annotation, biological process: negative regulation of apoptotic process; regulation of cell cycle; positive regulation of protein ubiquitination. The coding region runs from base 766 to 2790 and encodes 674 amino acids. NCBI's taxonomy places the organism in Eukaryota, Metazoa, Mollusca, Bivalvia, Mytilida, Mytilidae. The record is from RefSeq and is a predicted model, not a curated record.
CACCAUUUCCUAUGGAAAUACCCUUAUGUAAAAAUAGAACAGUGUCUCAGGAUGGGUCAUAGUACAUAUUGGUAUUACUACGUGAUGGUGUCACUAUUUAGAGUUUGAAGUCAAGAUGGAAACGUAACUGACAGAAUUAGCAUCACAGAUAUGCACAAUGUUUCAUUUGGAUUCAACAAAAUCAAUAGAAACUGAUAAUACUAAUGAAGAGGCUUUGCUUAAGUGCAAAGAAUUUUUGAUAGAAGAUAGGACCAUAAUAGACUUCAUAACAGUUCAGACAAGUUGCUGCUGUUCUGUUUGUAGAGACUUUUAUACUUUUGAAGAAGAUUUUCUUGGAUUUGAUUCUUUUGAAGACAAAGAAAAACCAAAUCAAGAAAAAAACAGUUAUAGUGCUGUGAAAAGAGGAUACCGAAAUUUCUGGGUGCACAGAGCCUUUGCAUUAACCAAAGACAGUACUCAGUGUAACAAAAUUUUACAAAUAGGAAAGCAGGAGAAAAGCCUGAAAAAACUCUAUAGAUCUUAUUGGAAAGAUUUUCUUUCAUUAUAUUAACUUUUUAUUUAUUGUCCCUGUAUUUGAGACUAGAUUUUCAAAGCUACAAAUUCAAAAUAAUAAGAUAAGAGAUAGCGUUUUGAGUAACUAUUUGUAAAUAUAUAUAGUUGAUGAAAUAUACAUUUCUGGGCAUUAGGUAAAAUUUUAUUAACUGUUUUGUGAGUGUUUGUAUAUAUAUUUAUAUUAAUAUAGCAUUAUUUUGACAUAAGUAAGAUAUGGCUGAAGGAUCUUUGAAACUAUUCAAUAGUGUUUUUGAAAAUGAAUCAGCACGACAAACUACUUUUUUCACUUAUAAUUGGCCAAAAAAUGCGCCGGUCUGGCCAAUUUUAUUGGUUCGAGCAGGAUUCUAUUAUCAGGGUAAAAAUCAAGAUGUAACAUGUUUUUGUUGUGGGUUAACAACAUCCGUGAAAGAUUGGACCAGGAAUGUCCAUCCCCAACAAAUGCACUUUAAACUUAAUCCAGACUGCCAGUUCAUACAGUUUAUACUCAAACCUGAAGGUGGGUGUCAAACCUUUAAUGAUCGAGGGAAAUGGCAAAUACAGAGCCAAAAUACAGAAACAACGGAAGAGAAAAAUAACAUUCAACAUGUUCAAGAAGAUAUUGAAAAAAUUAACAGAAAUGAAUUGAUUGCUCAAAAAGUUGAAGAUAUAAGUACUUUAAAGGAUAAGUUAGAUAUAAGUACUUUAAAGGAUAAGUUAGAUAUAAGUACUUUAAAGGAUAAGUUAGAUACUAAUAUAAACAUUCCCUCAAACACGGCUUUUGGAAAUAUUGAGAAUAAUACAAUUCCAGAGAUACUGCCGCCAUCAAUGGUACAGCAAUCUGUUGUUAGUCAGGAUAGUGGGUUUGCAACAAGCAGAACAGAAUCAUCAAUAUACACUGACUCGGCUCCUCCAGGAUCAAUGUCUACAGAAUGCCUUCUGAUCAGUGGUAGUACACCAUAUCCCUAUAGAACUAGUCAGAGCCAUGGUAAUUCAUAUUUACCAGGAAGCUUUCUAACAACUAAUUCAAGAGCAGUGUCUGAUGGAACAGCUUCAAUACAAUCCUCUUUUGCAAGUGCUGACAUUCAGUCUGCCAUUGCAAGACCAGAAAAUUUCAACUAUAAACAUCCAGAAAUGGAAACAGUAACAGAUAGAAUAGACACUUUUCAUACAUGGCCACACAAAGAUAUUCAGGAACCAAGAAUUGUAGCAACAGCUGGGUUCUAUUAUACAAUGGAUCAUGAUAUUGUUAGAUGCUUUUGUUGUGAUUUAGGCCUAUCUGAGUGGGAUGAAAAUGAUAGUCCUUGGACUGAGCAUGCCAGACAUAGUCCUAAUUGUUGGUACCUGAAAAGGGUCAAAGGUCAAAACUUUAUUGAUGACAUUCAGAAGGAUUGGAGAAAGAUUUACAAUCCUAAGUUCCCUAAUCUUAUAGAUGAAGGAGACAGAAUCAAAACAUUCAGCAAUUGGCCUAAUAUUGUUAUUAGACCUACAUCAAUAGAUAUAGCUAAAGCUGGAUUCUUUUAUACUGGGCGUGGUGAUGAAUGUAGAUGCCAUUAUUGUGACGGGGGACUACAACACUGGGAAAGUGGCGAUAAUCCAUGGGAACAACAUGCCUAUUAUUUUCCAUUUUGUAAAUUUGUUAUUAAAAUGAAAGGAAGAGACUUCAUCAAUCAGAUCAGGGAAAGAUUUGUAGCAAGUUCACCAAAUGUAGACGCAUUAAUGAGGGAAUCAGAAGAAGCAGAAGCUGCACAAACAAGAGAUGACAUCAGAGAAAGGAAAAUAAAAGACAUAUUAAACAAACAAGAAUUUAAAGAUAUUGUUAACUUUGGAUACAACAAAAAGGUCAUUAGAAGAGCUGCAGAAGAAGUCUUUAAAGAUAAAGCUGAUUUUAAAUUCACACCACAGCAUGUUUUGAAUAAAAUAUUAGAUAUGCAAGAUCGUGGUGAGGAUCUUCCUACUGAUGAUGAUGAUGAGGAAGAAGAAGAAGAAAAUGAAGAAACAAAAAAAUCCUUGUUGACUGCAGCUGAGUUCAUGGAAGCUCUUGAAAAAGAGGAGCCAGUUGGAGAUGCAGAAAAAGUGAUGAAGGAAAACAAAAAGUUAAAAGACAGUUUGAUGUGUUGGAAAUGUGGCAAAGAACAGAUAUGUAUGUUAUUUACGCCGUGUGGACAUCGGCUAGUUUGUGAAAGUUGCUCAAAACCAAUUCAUCAUUGUUUGAAAUGUAAUAAGAAGAUAAAAAAGAAGUAUAAGACAUACUUAGCAUAAAAGCAGGCCAAGUACAGCUGUAACUAUCCUUCCAAGGGAUAACUGAUACCAACAAAGA